Messenger RNA from Gadus chalcogrammus (walleye pollock), 2096 nucleotides. RefSeq lists its product as uncharacterized. The coding region runs from base 1 to 900 and encodes 299 amino acids. Lineage: Eukaryota; Metazoa; Chordata; Actinopteri; Gadiformes; Gadidae. The transcript has 2 exons. The record is from RefSeq and is a predicted model, not a curated record.
AUGGGGAGCGACGCAGACCACGGCUGGGAUCCGGAGAUCGCCUGCCUGGUCUUCCUGUUCUGGUUGGCCAGUGGUACAUCGUACCGUGUCGUCUCCAGGGCCUUUGAUAUGCCCAGAACAUCCGUCCACCGUGCCGUCCACACCACCAGUGCGAAGAUUGCCUCCCUGUUCGCGCAAACGGUCCAGCAUCCCACAGAGGAGGAGUUGGUGACUGUGGGCGCAGGAUUUGCACGCAUGGCAGGGUCGGCGGCCUUCAACAGGGUGGUGGGGAGCAUUGACGGCUGCCACGUCAGAGUGAAGCCCCCUUCACAGGAUGCCGACUGCUACCUGAAACGCAAGCUUUUCUAUUCGGUUCAGCUUCAGGCUGUGGUUGACCACACAGCAAUGUUUAUCGAUGUGUGUGUGGGGUACACCGGGUCAGUGCAUGAUUCGAGGGUACUGAAGAACAGCCCCCUGUACCUAGAGAAGCAGUACCCUCCACCAGGGUACUGCCUCAUCGGGGAUGGGGGGUACCCCUGCCUGUCCUACCCCAUGACCCUGAUGACCCCCUACCGUCAGCCUCUCAGGAGCCAGCUGCAGGCAGCCUACAACAGCUGGCUGACAAAGGCCCGAGUAGUGGUGGAGCGGGCCUUUGGGAUCCUGAAGACCAGGUGGAGAGCCAUAUUUCUGAAGGCGCUGGAGGUGGACGUCCUGUUCGUCCCGGAGGUCAUCCUCUGCUGCACCAUACUACACAAUAUUUGCCUGAGCCGGGAAGACGUGCUGGACCCUGAGGACCCUGAGGACGGCGAGGCUGGAGCAGCAGAGGAAGAGGAUCCAGGACGGGAGGCAGGACGGAUUUCCCGUGAUCCGUACGGAUCAACCCUCACGGUUCGGGACGCAAGUGAUCCGCGGAUCGGCUGAUCAUUUUUUUUUUUUUAUCAGCAGUCUUGUUAUCUUUAUUGUUGUUGUUGAUCCGAAAAUUAUCCGACCCGUGACUCAAAAACCGUGACCCGAACCGUGAGAUUUGUGAUCGGUUGCACCCCUAUUACUAGUAUAUCAUUGCCAGAACGUUACCCUCUAAGCUUAGCUAGCCCUAGCGUUACGUAACGUUAUGUUUCGUCAGUUUACAUCAAAGUUGAACAUAGCGUCCCAACAGGCAAUUUAAACUUAUUUUGUUUUCAUCUUUCAUGUAGCAUUUUGUGAAUGGACAGCCUACCCCUGAGUAUCCCGACCCUGUACUUGCUGUACAAGUGUCGAACCAGACUAGGGAGCAGCUCGGAGGCUGUCGAAAGCCACCCCAAAAACGAUGCAGAUUAAGUGUGCAGGAUGCCUCUGGCUCCACCUCCAGCACUGAUGAUGCAGACGAGACUCAACAGUAUAUUGUUGACAGUGGUGAGUGAUAAGCCUUUUUCAAGUUAAUACUGGCGUAACAGGAGUGGAAUAGCCUGCCCAAUCCCAUUACCUCUGUAUUGUGUUGAAUGAUAGAAUAGGCAGCAAGAUGUUUCAGACAGUGAAUAAGUUCCUUUAUUGGCACUUUCAUUCUCUGUUCAGAGGUCAAAACAAACAAGAAGAACAAAGAAACAAGAGAACAAAAUAAGAGUCCAUACAUACAUACAGUAAGACGAUCACGGAUUUAUCUCACUGGUAUGUAACAUAGUAGUCAAAGAAAAAUGCAUCAAGCUUGCUCUUCAUCUCUUCCCAUUUUGCAACAUCAAAUUGUAUUCUUUCUAGGUGGUAAUCUUCCUCACAUUUAACAAAAAAAUCACACCAUGACAUACCCGUGAGCUCAAGCUGCCCCAUUAUUUGAUAAUGAUGGGCAUGACACUCUUUUAGUUUAUAGCGUCCAUCUGCCUGCUUGCAAAGGUAAGGACACUCUGUAAAGCUGUUCUUGGAUGGGCACUUAAUUUCUAAAAGCCCAUAGCUUGGGCUUUCACUCCCUCCUCUCUCUAUCACCUUACGGUCAGGUGAAGUACCAAGGUGUGGGGCAUCAGGAUUUACAACAAAACCACAUGGAUACACUAGAUUACCUGUGAGCUUCGUGUACUGUGUUGCUGCUAUGGGCUCUUGUUCUACACCUCUUUUCAUGGCCUUAGUUUGUAAUGAUGCGGCACUCUUUA